This is a messenger RNA of Leptinotarsa decemlineata (Colorado potato beetle), 810 nucleotides long. Its product is annotated as piggyBac transposable element-derived protein 4. NCBI's taxonomy places the organism in Eukaryota, Metazoa, Arthropoda, Insecta, Coleoptera, Chrysomelidae. The record is from RefSeq and is a predicted model, not a curated record.
AUGGUAAAUAAAGCAUUAACCGAUAAAGAGCUGGAAGAUAUUGUGGAAAAUAUGAGCGAUAUCGAAUACGACUCGGACAGCGACGACUCUGUAGCUGAUCCAAACUAUGAUAAUUCCGGUUUAUCGGAAAGUACGGAUAGUGAAUUUGAAACUGGCAUAGUUGCAAAAAGACGAAGACUAAACGACUGUGUCCAGGCAAACGCAAAUAUAGGGACUGUAAACGUCACUUCGGAUAGCGAAGUAAAUUUAUCCGAAAACGGCGAAGGUUAUACGUACAACUUGAAAAUAUAUACUGGUAAGGAGAACAACCCAAACGUACAGCCAGUUGCCAGUCGCGUAGUUCUCGAACUUAUGAAACCUCUCUUAGAUCAAGGACGUCUUCUAUGUACGGACAACUUUUAUACUAGCGUUAGCCUCGCACAUGAUCUUCUGGAUAGGAAGACUCACCUUCUUGGAACUCUGAGAAAAAAUAGAAAGUUCAGCCCUAAACCAGUUGCGGAUGCAAAACUUGGAAAAGGCGCCAUGAUGGCACUUGAAAGUAAUACCUACGUAAUAGUAGGAAAAUGGAAAGACAAAAGAGACGCCUUAUUUUUGACAACUGAAGCAGUUCCAGAAAUGACAGAAGUGCAAACCAAAAAAGGUAUUGUAAAAAAGCCAUCUACAAUUGUGAAGUAUAACAGUAUCAAGUCAUUUAUAGACGUUUCAGACCAAAAGUUUUCCUACAAGACUACUGUACGACGCGGAAUAAAAUGGUACAGGAAGGUUGCCAUAGAACUACUAACAAACACAGCAGUGGUGAAUGCUCAUAUA